AUCGCUGACCUGAGCUGAGCUGGCGGGCAGCAGCAAUCCGCACAUCCACAUACAUUUACCUCAACUCCCCCAUGAAACCAAACGACAACACUUCAACUAUCACCUCACCCCGGCUCCCCACCCUCACCACCCUCACAACCAGCCAAACCACAAACCACACAAUCACAAUGAGCGCCUCCAAACAAGCAGUCGUCUGCGUCUUCUGCGGCUCCCGCUCCGGCACCUCCCCCGCGCACCUCGACGCCGCCCGCGCCCUGGCCCGCCAAUUCCACGAACACAACGUCCAGCUCGUCUACGGCGGCGGCACGGUGGGGAUCAUGGGCGAACUGUCCCGGACCCUGGUGGCGCUCUCGGGCCCGAAGGCCGUGCACGGGAUCAUUCCGCGGGCGCUCGUCGAGGUCGAGGAGGGAUAUAAGACUCCAUCUACCGGAUCUGCCAAUGAUGCUGGGAAUGGAGCGGCUGGAGCAGGAGCACCAGGCGCAGGCAAAGCCCCCGAACGGCUGGGCGGAGACACCCUCGAGGAAACGGAGUACGGGCAGGUGACGGUGGUGCCGGACAUGCACACGCGCAAGCGGCUGAUGGCGCAGAAGGUGCUGGAGGGGGGCCCGGGGUCCGGGUUCGUGGCGCUGGCGGGCGGGUUCGGGACGAUGGAGGAGCUGAUGGAGGUGACGACGUGGAAUCAGCUGGGGAUCCAUAAGGCCGGGGUGGUGCUGUUGAAUAUCAAUGGGUACUGGGACGGCGUGCUGCAGUGGGUGCAGUCCGCCGUGCAGCAGGGGUUCGUCAGUCGCGAGAAUGCCACCAUUCUCGCCGAGGCGGACCGGCCGGAGGACGUGCUGCGCAUGUUGCGCGAGUAUCGCAUCAGUAGCGAUCGCAUGGCGUUGGAUUGGGGGCAGGAGUAGGCUUCCUGCCUUCAAGGUACUGGCGACGACGGGAUUGGGGUAUACCGCAUUAUAGACGUCUAUAUAUCGAAUGCUAGGCGA
Aspergillus japonicus CBS 114.51 is the source of this 980-nucleotide messenger RNA. RefSeq names its product LOG family protein. Gene Ontology annotation, molecular function: hydrolase activity, hydrolyzing N-glycosyl compounds. The record is from RefSeq and is a predicted model, not a curated record. Lineage: Eukaryota; Fungi; Ascomycota; Eurotiomycetes; Eurotiales; Aspergillaceae. The transcript has 2 exons. Bases 72 to 899 code for a protein of 275 amino acids. Gene Ontology annotation, cellular component: cytosol. Gene Ontology annotation, biological process: cytokinin biosynthetic process.